This is a messenger RNA of Elgaria multicarinata webbii, 1722 nucleotides long. It is a transcript of the gene PAG1, whose product is annotated as phosphoprotein membrane anchor with glycosphingolipid microdomains 1. NCBI's taxonomy places the organism in Eukaryota, Metazoa, Chordata, Lepidosauria, Squamata, Anguidae. Gene Ontology annotation, molecular function: SH2 domain binding. Gene Ontology annotation, biological process: intracellular signal transduction; negative regulation of T cell activation. The record is from RefSeq and is a predicted model, not a curated record. The transcript has 7 exons. The coding region runs from base 138 to 1415 and encodes 425 amino acids. Gene Ontology annotation, cellular component: membrane raft; plasma membrane.
AAUUCAGAGCUGACCUCACCGUGAUGUAUCGUUGAGCAUCUACCUCAGAGGAACUCUUUUCAAUGCAAAUGCCAAAGUCUCGUGGGGACUAAUCACCUCUGCGCUUAGCAGCAGCAGCAGCAGUAUCUCCUUAUAUCAUGGGACCUGACAGUGAUUUCCUGAGCAAUGGGCUGCUUCACGUCAUCGUAUGGGGAGGUUUGGCUGCCAUGACAAUGCUCCUGUUCUUCAGUUUUCUCAUCUUUCUCUGCUCCAGCUGUGAUAGGGAGAAGAGACCCAAGCAGCAGAAUGGGGAUCAUGAAAAUCUGAUGAAUAUGCCUUCAGAUAAAGAGGCAUUUAGCCAUUCUGUCACAAGUCUGACUACAGAUCCACUUGCCAGCAGUGAACAAAAUGGUGGACUCAGUAAUGGUGAUGUUCUUUCAGAAGACAGCACAACUGCUUGCAUCCAGCCUUAUGAAGAAGUACAAACCUCUGUUACGGAUCUAUUGGAUCAACAGGACAGUCUGGGGAGGUCGUUAAAAUGUCAUCAAAGCCGGGAGCUACCCAGAAUUCCCCCAAACAAUGCCAUAGAUACUGCUCUCACUACAAGAAAUACCGAAAGUGAUCAGGGGCUGGGAAUGGAGGGGCCCUAUGAAGUGCUGAAAGACAGCUCCUCUCAAGAAAACAUAGUUGAAGACUGCUUGUAUGAAACUGUGAGAGAAAUUAAGGAGCUGGGAGCAGCAAGCAACACAGAGAAGAGCAAACCAAAAGCUACGGUGAUGGUUAACGGAAGUCUAGAUCAUGUUCUUGAGCGCAAGAUUGAAUCAGCCGAGUAUGCCUCAGUUGACAGAAAUAAAAAAAGUCGCCAGAGUGCCAAUUCAGAGAGUCCUCUUAGCAACACUCCAGAUGUGGAAGAUGAACUCCCACCUCCAGUACCAGUGAAACUCCUUGAUGAAAAUGAGAAUGUCCAGGAGAAAGGUGCCAAAGAGGAGGAAGUGGAGACAGAAGGGCCCAGUGAACCUGACAAGAGGCUUAGUUCACUGUCUUACAAAUCUCGAGAAGACGACCCAUCUCUUACAGAAGACGAGAUUUCAGCAAUGUACUCUUCUGUAAAUAAGCCUGGGCAGGCAAGCAGAGACCUGGAGUCUACAUAUACCUGUAUUCCAGAAAUUGUACCUCAGAAAUCACCAUCUACUUGCAGUGGCCUCUAUGCCAGCAUGAAGGACUUGGAAAACACCCCACAACUUACCGCCUUGCCUCAGUCAUCAGACAGACUAAAUGGGGAGUUGGAGCCAGACUAUGAAGCAAUUCAGACUGUAAACCAUGAGGAAGACAGAAGUGUUUUUGUGCCUAACAGCAGCCAAUCGGUCCUCUCACAAGAGAAUGACUAUGAAAGUAUUGGGGACUUGCAGCAAAACAAGGAAAUCACCAGGCUUUAAUUCUAUCAAAGGGCAAGGCUCUGGGAAUGGACUUCUUGACAUGUGCUCCAGGAGUUCCAGGGUGGAUCUACUCCAUAUCACAUCACUUGUGCACUAGACUCACAGCCAGACAUGUGAAUGUGUCUCCACUGAAAAAUGCAUUGUGUUUGAAGUGUUGUCAGGUGACAUGAAAGCUCACUCUGAGGUGUUUGAUCUGUGAUGGCUGCUUCACACAUGAAAAUUAUUUUAUAGAUGUAACCUCACCCUGGAGAGCAGGACAAGGGCUAUCGCUCCUUUUGAAGAACAGAGAGAGGCCAACUCGAAGAUA